Molecule: messenger RNA, 6073 nt
Organism: Podarcis muralis (Common wall lizard)
Lineage: Eukaryota; Metazoa; Chordata; Lepidosauria; Squamata; Lacertidae
Source: RefSeq, a predicted model, not a curated record
UCAAAGAAUAAGCCCCAUGGCAGCCCCUCCUCCUCCUCCCUCACAACUUUCCCCCAACUCUGCUCAGAGUUUGGGGGUCUUUUCUUCGCUCUUCUUGCUGACACGGGAACUGCAGCCGCUUGGCGAUUCUUGCAGGAACAGCCUGGUCUGCCUGCAGCUUGGGUGGUGUUUUAUUAUUGAAAAAGACCCAGGUGGAGAGAGGAACAAGCCCUCGGCCUCUGGGACGGACGAGGCCGCUGGACAAGGUUUUGCUGUUCAUAGUGUUUUAUCACUACAGCGGCCAAGGAUGUACCCACAAGCUCAGAGCAGAAUCUUGACUUUGCGGUCUUUCCAAUGACACCUCUGUCCCAAGAGGGCUUUCUACGGUAGGAAGAUGAAAGCAUCGUGUGUCGAGUUCCUCCUCCUUCUGGCAGCUAUUGUGGCCCAGUACAAAGCAUCGACUCCACCAGAAGCCUGCAGCACAGCGGAGACUGCGGACGUUUUGUUCCUUGUGGACGAAUCGUGGAGCAUCGGGGAAAGCAACUUCCAGCUGAUCAAGGACUUCAUCUACACCAUCAUACGGACGUUUGAAAACGUGGUGGUGGGAAAGUCGGGUGUCCGUCUGAGUGUGGUGCUCUACGGGGACAAACCAAGAGUAAGUAUCGAUCUGACGGACUACAUCACCAUUGAGGAGGUGCUGGUGGCUGUCCGAGAUCUGCUCUACAAAGGGGGCAAUACCAAGACAGGGACUGCUCUCUCCUUUGUAGCAGACACAAUGGUCAGUGCGGGGAAACUGAGAGAAGAUGCUGCAAAGGCGGUCGUUUUAAUCACAGACGGGAAAUCUUCUGAUUCCGUCGAGGAGCCAGCAGCGGCCCUGAAGAACAGGGGGGUAACCGUGUUUGCUGUGGGAAUCAGAAACGCAGAUAGGAAUGAGCUGAAGAAAAUAGCAUCCGAUCCCAUCGAAGAGCACAUGCUUUACACCAAAGAUUUUGAGCAACUCGGCAGCCUCUCGCGAAAGGUGUCCCGGAGGCUUUGCUUCACGGCUUCAGAGCCGCCACAACCUGCCAAGCAAAUAUCCACUGUUGAGAAGAUUGUUGGGCCGCGCGACCUCACAGUCAGCGAGCAGAGCCACAGCUCUCUGAGACUUAGUUGGACACCUGCGACCGGGAAAGUGACCAGCUACCGUAUCCUCCUGGAUUCACUUUCGGCAACUGGACAGGUCUCUCCAGAAGAUCAGCAGCAGAUUGUUUUGGAUGCCAACAAGAGCUCAGCGCUGGUGACGGAUCUGAAACCAAACACCAAAUAUUUCUUCACUGUCAUGGCUGUCUACUCUGACGUUCUGGGGGAACCAGCCACUAUCAAAGCGAGAACAACAUCCAUACCAACGGUGACUCAUUUCCGGGUCGUAGAAGAAGGACUGUUCAGUCUUAAAGUAGCUUGGACUCCUCCUUUGGGAAAACUGGAAGGCUACAAGGUCUACCUGCCAACAAACAGGCCUGGGUCAACCUCAGAAAAGAUUCUGGCCAGAGAUGUCUCCUCGCAUGUCCUUGACAACUUGCAGGAGGACACAAACUAUACGGUCAGCAUUUAUGCCGUCUACCCAGAAGGGCCGAGUCAGGCGGCGUCAACGACUGGCAGAACUUUAAAGCUGCUGCCCGUGGGAAGCUUCGUGCUCCAGAAUGCAACAACCAAUACUAUCCAGGCCAGAUGGAUGCAAGUCAGAGGUGCCUCAGGAUACAGACUGACGUGGGAGUCUUCAGAAGGCAGCGUCCAGAACGUGAACUUGGGUGACACUUACAGCUACUACAGGAUUCAAGGUCUGCAGCCAGGCAAUGAAUACAUCGUCAUGGUGAAUCCGGUCUUUGGCGCCAUUGAGGGACCGAUAGUCACUGCGAAGGCAACAACCUUGUCAUCCAGCGCUGUGCAGAUUUUGAAAGCAACCGAGGUCACCAUCAGUUCUGUGCUGGUUUCCUGGAACGCGGUGCCUGGGGCGACUGGGUACCGGGUGACGUGGGGCCCAACGCCAGAGUUCUUCGGAAGAGACCGACCCCGGCAGCUUGCUCUGAACAGUUCCAAUACAGCUUACCGCCUGCAAAAGUUGGCUGAUAAUACGGAAUAUGUGAUUUCGCUGUAUGUCCUUUUCGGUUCGGUAGAGGGUCCGGGGAUCACCAUUACUGCAAGGACCUCUCCUCUGGGUUAUGUGACUCAUUUCAAGGCAACCUCUUCCGCGAGCACCUCCAUCUCUCUGUCCUGGAGCGCUGUCCCUGCAGCCAACAAAUAUAAAAUUGUCUGGAAACCAUCUGGAACCGAGCUAGAGAAAGACACUGCUCAGAGCCAUCUCCUAGACAGCGGAGUUCUUGCUUACCGUUUGGAAAAUUUGCUGCCUGAUACCCAGUACACCAUUGGGAUUUGUGCUGUGUUUGGAGCCUCCGAUGGAAGAGUCGUGACCCUUAUUCAAGGCACCGCAGGGUCUCGUGGGAACCUCUCCGUUCCCCUUCCAAUGGUUCCAUCUGCAAAACCUAUUACAACUAGAUUCCUGCCAUUGAGUUCAAGACAAUCCACUCCUCCAGCAGCCACCUCUCUCAGGUCAAGAACCACCUCUGCACACGCAGCCAGGAUCCUUAAGGCAACAGCAUCGCCAGCUGCCACCCCUAGCCCAGUCUGCAGCAAAUUCAAAGCAGACAUUGCCUUUCUGGUGGAUGAAUCGUCGAGCAUCGGCCAAAGUAACUUUGCCAAAAUAAAGGACUUCCUCUUCCGCAUCGUCUCUUAUUUCCCCAGAAUUGGGCCUGAAGGUACACAGAUUGCUGUAGCUCAGUACAGCGAGGAGCCCAGGACGGAAUUCCACUUUAACCGUUAUAGGGACCGGAACGGCGUUUUGAAAGCUCUCAAGAGACUCCGCUAUGCUGGCGGAAACACAAAAACCGGUAGGGCCAUCGGCUAUGUCUUGAAAGAGAUCUUCCAAGCCUUCAAGGGGAUGAGGCCCUCUGUGUCCCGCACCCUGGUGCUGCUGACGGAUGGGCCAUCUCAGGACGAUGUUGUGCCCCCAGCCAAAGUGGCCCACCUUAUAGGGAUCCGCGUGAUCGCUGUGGGCAUUUCGGGGGCUGACCCGGAAGAACUGAAAAGAGUCUUGUUGCAUCGGAACUUGAACAACCUCUUCUACGCUGGCACUUUUGACGAUCUCCCGCUGAUCCUCAAGGAGCUCAUAGAAACCAUUUGCUCUGGGUCCCAGCAAGUUCUUGCCAAGCCACAGGAGAGUGGGAUUUCCAGCAAGGAGAUGAACAAGGUGGAAGGGCUUGUGGAUGCAAAGAGGGCGGUACCCGUCUCCAGUUCCUCUGCAGUUCCCCUGAUGGUUCAGACCCCUCAAGGACCCUGUGACCCACGGUGCUCAAAAGCGCAGAAAGGCGAGAAGGGAGACCAAGGCCCACCUGGAGAUGUGAGCUUCACGGGUCUUCGCACAGGAGGGGGCUACGACCCGUUUAGUUUCACCACCAAGGGGGAAAAAGGAGAGCGGGGACUUCCUGGCAAAGAUGGGAUUCCUGGAUUGCCUGGCAGGCCUGGACGAACUGGUCCCCCUGGUUCCCCUGGACUCAUGGGUCUCCCUGGCAUUCAAGGGGAUCAUGGACCUCCAGGAUACCCAGGACCUCCAGGGCCAAAAGGAGAUAGAGGGGAAUCGGGAUAUGUCCUAGGAGGCAUGGAGGUCAUUCCAGGGCAAAACGGAUUACCUGGACCACCUGGUUACAAGGGGCAGCCAGGAGUUCCCGGAGUGCCAGGACCACCGGGUUUGCCCGGAUUCCCCGGACCGCAGGGACCACCUGGAUUGUCAGUCAAGGGUGAGCCAGGAGACCCUGGGGUCAGGGGACCUCGAGGGAAGAGUGGCGUCAAGGGAGAGAAAGGAGAAGCGGGAGAAUUGGGAAAAGCUGGCUUACCUGGCCCGAUAGGGCUGGAUGGUACUCCUGGAGCUUCUGGACCAAAAGGUGAAAAGGGGGAGGUAGGACUUGGCCUUUCAGGGACUCCUGGUUUAAAAGGAGCAGAAGGAGACAAGGGAGCGACAGGCCUUCCUGGAUCCCAAGGACAGAAGGGUGAACAAGGCAUGCCAGGCGCAGAAGGACCAACCGGCUUGAGGGGCAAAAAAGGCCAAGAUGGGGUCAAAGGAGAAAAGGGAGAGCGUGGAGAGGCAGGGGUGAAGGGUCUUCAAGGAAUUGCGGGUCUUCCAGGUCCUGUUGGGCCCAAAGGAGACCAAGGCAUCCAAGGAUUUCCUGGUGCUCCAGCUAUGGGUGUGGUGGGACCUUCAGGCAAGAAAGGUGCCAGGGGAGAUUUGGGGCCAAUUGGCCCCCCAGGUCCAAAAGGAGACCCAGGGGACCAAGGAGAAAAGGGGGAGAAGGGAAGCCCGGGAUUUGGCAUUCCAGGACAGCUGGGGCUGAAGGGCGAGCCAGGAGAAAGGGGAAACGUUGGCUUGUCCGGGAAGCCAGGGCAAAAGGGGGAAACUGGUCCAAAGGGCGAGAAAGGUGAGCAAGGACCGUCCGGAAGACCUGGGGAGCCCGGCCUAAGAGGUAAAGAUGGGGAAGCAGGCACUCCUGGUGAGACUGGAGAGAGAGGAAUUCGGGGUCCUUUGGGUCUGCCAGGACGUCCCGGAGAGCGAGGGAUGAAAGGAGAGGCGGGAGAAACGGGCAAGGAUGGAGCCGACGGAGAGAAAGGAGACAAGGGCGAAUCCGGACAGCCUGGGCCUCCUGGAACUCCUGGAAAGACCGUUCUUCCUCUGGAAAGCAACGUUGCCGUCAAAGGAGAGAAGGGAGACCCUGGGCUACCUGGCAGAGGAACGGACAUCAAGGAUCUGGAAAGACUCUUCGAAGCUUAUGGCAUCAAGCUGGCGCUGUUGAAGGAGCUGUCUGACCUGCUCCUCCGGGACGGGGUCGAGCUGGUGAGCCAGCAAGUGGCCGGCUCCAGGAAGGCGAAGGGGAAGUCAGCCAAGAAGAAGCAAGGCUCUAAGCAGAUCACGGGUGAUGUGCAGAGCCCACGGACGUCUGAUGUUCCCGGCGAGCAUCUAGCUAGCACCACCGAAGUGGCCCGAGAACAGCCGAGCAUCGAUUUGGAAUCCCCAUCUCCAGAAGCUGAGGAAUAUCUCUUGUCUCCCCCCACUUCCCCGCCUGCCACUCUUGCUCGGACCGUUGCAGAUCUGAAGAUCAUGACAACUGCUAACCGCAAUCCUAGUGACAACAUGGUGUCAGAAGUGACAGCCAACCACACAGGCCUAUGGGAGCUGGAUGCUGAGAAAGCCAAGGACAAUCCGUACAGACAGAGCACAACUCUGCCUCAAAGGACGAUGGAAGAGGACUCUUGGGAGCAGGCAGGAGCUACUGAGGCUGCCAUCUUGGUGACCCAGGAUGGAGUUUGGUCUCUGGAAGAGACAUCUGUAAGGAUGGAGACAGAGGGAAAGGUAGAACAGAACUCCCUUCAUCUUGAUCCAAAGUCUCAUCUCUACUCGCUAGAGAAUGCACCACGUCAGGUAACAGAGACCCCAGAAAAGAUGAAGACAGAUGGAGACCUAUUCAGUGUGCCUUCCAGUCUUGAGCUGCAGACAGAGCCGAAUUCUGCAGAGCAUGUGUCAGCAACACCCACAGCAUCCACAGAACUGCUGGAGCCUUUGAAGAAAAGACCCAAGGAGCGAAAAAGGGAGAAAGAAAUCAGUCGGGGAAACGCCAGCGGCCUUUCUGACCCCGAGGACAGAAGCAAUGGCAGAGUCCGAAGGACGGCAGAGACCCCCCUUGAGAUGCGUUCUCCUGGUGCGCAUGGAAUUAGGGGAGCCCUGUUGGAACACCAUGCCAGUUAUGGGGUGAGUUAUUGUGUGUCCCCCCCUUUCUAUUUUUUUAAAAUAUUUUUUAUUGCUCAAUUUCCACAUAACAAAUUAUCAAGCCAUAUAAUCGCCUACAUAAUUUCUCCCCCUUCCCCCCCCACCAAAGACUUCCCUCAGUUCCUCUCCCAGAUUUCGCUGCACAUAUUUUCUCUGCAUAUUAUAAAACUGUAUAUAUCCUUACAUAUCUGUCCAUCGUGUUAUCAACAAUGAAUUUGUGUGUGUUUAUUCAAAACCUGCCAAGGA